Messenger RNA from Rhineura floridana, 2871 nucleotides. It is a transcript of the gene IL17C, whose product is annotated as interleukin 17C. The record is from RefSeq and is a predicted model, not a curated record. The transcript has 3 exons. Gene Ontology annotation, cellular component: extracellular region. Gene Ontology annotation, molecular function: cytokine activity. Bases 201 to 758 code for a protein of 185 amino acids. Gene Ontology annotation, biological process: inflammatory response. NCBI's taxonomy places the organism in Eukaryota, Metazoa, Chordata, Lepidosauria, Squamata, Rhineuridae.
UGUGACAUCCCUGUCGCCGGCGUAUAAAUGGAGGCAGGUGUCAUGCUGCCUUCAGAGCACCUGGCCCUUGCCACGGAUUAUCGUACCCCGAGGGCGGCUGGGCCCAGACUAGCGGCCAAGAGGAGGGCGAGAAGGGCUCCAGAGGCUCCUGGACAAGCCGGCUCAGCAUCAGUAGCAACAGCAGCGCCGAACCAGCCAGGAUGCGGUUCCUGUUGCUUGCCCUUCUUUUUCUUGCCUGGGCAGAAGCCAAGCGAUCAGGUGGCCGUCAUCGCCACCAGAACUGCUUCCUCUCAGAAGAGGGACAGGACGAGUAUGUGUCCUCACUGUUCCGGAGCAGGGCGAAGCGAUGGGACCACCACGCUCCCUUGCAACUCGUGCCUUACCUGGAGGGUGAUCAGGCCAGCCAACGGAGGCACCGGAGGCACCACGAGCACGGCUGCCCUAAUCUGAAGAGCCAGGGCACUCUGAACAGAGAAGUCAACGAACGCUCCAUCUCCCCGUGGAGAUUCCGUAUUGAUGAAGAUGAGGACCGCUAUCCUCGCAAGCUGGCCUUUGCGGAGUGCCUCUGCAAAGGGUGCAUUGACAUCAAGUCGGGAGACGAGACAAUUUCGGUCAACUCCGUGCAGGUGUUCCAGAACAUGAUGGUGCUCCGUCGCAAGCCGUGCCAACAUGACGGUGCGGUUGGCUUUACCUAUGAAGUGAAGUACAUUGAUGUGCCUGUGGCCUGCACCUGCGUCCUCGCCCGGUCCAGCAGCUGAGCAGACAACGGCCUGUGCAUCCAAAGCUCCUAUGGAGUGGUUUCGUAUGCAGCGCAUCGAAAUCGAAAUCUGCUUGUGUGAAUGCACCAGCAUCUCACACCCUAGUCAUUGUGUUUGUUUUAAAGCACUUGUCAUUUCAACUAUAGGACUCCUAUGGUCCUGCCCCUUUAGUCAAAAUUGCUGCCCCAAGCUCUGGGCCAUCACCAGAAGUCAGGGAGACAUUUUUAUCCAAAUUUAGGUUUCUACUCCUACUCUGCCUCAUUGCCUAAAGCUUCACCUCCAGCCCCUGGCCCCACCCAUUGGACGACAGUCUUGGGAUAUGUCUGCACUUUCUCGCUUCCAGUGGAUGGGAGCAGGCAAGAAACUGCAGCCCCAAGAGCAAUAAAGAAUCUUGUGGCACCUUAAAGACUAACAAAUAUUUGUGGCCUAAGCCAGGGGUUGCCAACCCAGCCCCAUGGCCCCUGCAAAGGCUUUCAUGGGCACCUCACAGGAACACCAGGCUCUGAGCUUUCAUUUAAAAAGAAAUUGAGUCUCUAGCCCUCCUAGAAAAAAAGUUAUGAAACAAAAUGUGCAGGUACCCUUCUGUGCAAUUUUUGUGAAAUGAGCCAGCCUAGCUGCUCCAGCCUGUCAGUGUUUUUAGCCAGUGAAUGAGUCCAGUGGGUACCAAAUGGUAGCCUAGGCAUUGGUUGAGGAUUGGCAUUGGGGAAAGCCUUUAAGACUAACAGCUGCUAUCUGUUAGCUUCCACUGGCAAAAUGUGGAUCGGUUCAAGGGACUGAUCCUGGUAGUUCCUUCCCAUACACUUGCUUUUGAACUAUUUAUUUAUUCUUAUUUGUAUUUAUAUUAUUUAUAUUUGAGGUUUUUCAAGUGCUUGUCAGUUGUUGUGGUUAUUUAGCUAUCUCCCUUCUCGCUGCCUGGAAGCAAAGGGCAUGUUCUCAGGGCUUUGCCACAACUUUGCUGAGCCCAUGUCUGUAAUCUCUUGCUGCCAAGUGCGAGUGCUGUGAUGAAACAUGCCCUCCACUCUCCUCCACAAAGUUUUCCUCCCCUAAGAAAAGAGACACCCAUUUUUCUUACUCAUUCUCACCUGGGGGGGGUUUAGUAUGUCUCUUAAGUGUGGGGCUUUGAGCUUAGCUUAUCCAUGUGAGGUGGCCAAGAAUCCCGCAGCUUGGUUGUACAUCGGUGUGCAGCCGAUAAGCACAGCCAACCUUGCGGCAUGGUAUAAUUGUUGGUGUCGAUUGUGUGCUGGUGUGCCGCCAACAGCAAACUGACCUGCCAAUUGCAUCAAAAGAGAAACUGGCUGGUCUUGUGGCAGAAACAGGCCUUGUAAGGAGACCUACAGCUCCGUCCCAUGUUGCUGCUGUCUGUGGUCAGUGUCCUGAGCUUCAUGCCACAGGCAGAAGGGGUGCUCACUGUGGGCAGUGUGCCAGGCAGCAGCUAGUUCACAGUGCAACCGUGCUGUGUAAGAAUGCUUGCAAGGACAUGCCUGGUUCCCAACGUGGUCCUCCACUAUAGCUCCAUCUCAUGUCUUUGAGGAAUCUUCCUGGAUUCCUUUCCUGGAAGGCGCCGGAUGAGGAUUUUACUGGCAAAGAGACUCUCAACUGCUGGAUCUUCUUUUCCAAUAUAGGAGACCUGCAACAGAUGAUUGGCACUAGAUACUUUUCUGUUGCUACCAAAGUCUUUUGCCUUAUCCAGCUACGGCUGUAUCGUCUCUGGGUUUAAAUAUGAAAAAUAGUAAAUUUCACCUUUGCCACCCCUGAGGCAGCAGCCCGUGACCCCCACCCCCUGCAAGGUGCUGCUCUCAGUGAUGUUGAGAGGAGUUGCCUGCAUUUUUCCGACCUCAUGUUGGCAGCAGCGGCUCUUCUCUCUUACAUGAAAACUGAGAUUUGCUGGAUGGUGCCUCCCAUGCCGGGUUUGGCAAUUCCAUGGUUUGGUUGUGGGUGUGUGGAACACUUGGCACACAGCAGCAGCUGGGCCCGGCCUGUCCUGCUCCCAACAAGUGGCGUGUACUUUUUGGCUUUUCACCGUGGACUGGCGCUCUUAUUUAUUUGAUUCAUGGAGUUCUAAUUAAUGCAUUUUUAUGUCGAAAUAUCUGAUGGAUAGGUGUUGUAUUUAUUU